Molecule: messenger RNA, 3889 nt
Organism: Girardinichthys multiradiatus
Lineage: Eukaryota; Metazoa; Chordata; Actinopteri; Cyprinodontiformes; Goodeidae
Product: cell cycle control protein 50A-like
Exons: 7
Coding region: 161-1273 (370 amino acids)
Biological process (GO): phospholipid translocation
Cellular component (GO): endoplasmic reticulum; plasma membrane; Golgi apparatus
Source: RefSeq, a predicted model, not a curated record
GUGGACAGAAGGGGGCAGCACCAACCCUAAAGCGGAAGGAAGAGGACGCGGACAGCUGUUGUGAUUUUUAGAAAAAUGCUUUAAAUCGGAACUAAUGACAGUUUAACGGUCAGCGAUUAUUUUUAAAGCCGCUCACCGGAGGAAGAUACCGGACCUGACAAUGAUGGCCUCCAGCUACAAAGACGAAGACGGACACAUCAGCGUGUCGGGAUCCGGAGCUGCGGCCGGCGGCGGCUCUCUGCGCUCCAAGAAGCCUGAAAACACCGCUUUCAAGCAGCAGAGACUCCCGGCUUGGCAGCCCAUCCUGACCGCAGGGACAGUCCUGCCAGCCUUCUUCAUCAUCGGCCUCAUCUUCAUCCCCAUCGGCAUCGGCCUCUACGUGACGUCCAACAACAUCAAGGAGUUCGAGAUUGAUUACACAGGAGUUGACAUGUCCAGUCCGUGCUUCAACUGCUCCAAGAGCUUCAGCUGGAACAGCACCAAGCCUUGCACCUGUUCCAUUCCCUUCCAGCUGGACCAGUCGUAUGAAAGCAACGUCUUCAUGUAUUAUGGACUCUCCAACUUCUACCAGAACCACCGGCGGUACGUCAAGUCCAGAGAUGACAGCCAGCUGAAUGGAAAUGAGAAGUCCCUAGAGGAACCCAGUAAGGAGUGUGAGCCGUAUGCGAAGCACGACAACAAGCCCAUCGCACCCUGUGGAGCCAUCGCAAACAGCAUGUUUAACGACACGCUGGAGCUGUUUUACAACGACCCAAACGGCACAAAGAUCCAGAUUCCACUGACGGCAACAGGAAUCGCCUGGUGGACAGAUAAGCAUGUGAAGUUCAGGAAUCCUGGAGUAGAGAACAUGAACCUUACUGCUGUUUUUCAAGGGACAACAAAGCCCGUGAACUGGCGCCGGCCCGUGUAUGAGCUGGACGCUGAUCCGGACAACAAUGGCUUCAUCAACGAGGACUUCAUCGUGUGGAUGAGAACUGCCGCCCUGCCGACGUUCCGCAAGCUGUACCGGAUCAUCCAGCGGCGAAACAACAUGCUUCCCACUCUGCCCCGAGGAAACUACACCCUGGAAGUGGUUUACAAUUAUCCAGUCCGGAGCUUCGAGGGCAGGAAGCGGAUGAUCCUGAGUACCAUCUCCUGGAUGGGAGGCAAGAACCCAUUCCUGGGCAUCGCCUACAUCACUGUGGGUUCUGUCUGCUUCCUGCUGGGCAUCGUCCUCUUCAUCAUCCACCACAAAUACGGCAACCGCAACAACGGCGCCGACAUCUCUCACUGAAAGAUGGACCAGACUCCAGGCUGGACUGCAGCUUCGCUCUGCUGCAGAGAGCAGCUGUGAAACACCUGUGAGGUUCAGAAUCUGACCCGCUUUAUAGGAUUCCUAAUGAGAUGCCAAAGUGAGAUGGAGCCAAAAAUGAAAAAUAACCUGAUGAGAUCUACAGUCUUAGAGCAAAACAUCCAGUUGGGUCUCGGAAGUAAAGUUUCUGCUCUCCAAACCUUUGUAGUUUUCUGGGUGCUUCGCUUUGAUUGCAGGAACCAGGUCCACAUCAGAUUACCAGAGCUGAGAUGUAGCCCAGAAAACGACCCUGGUAGGGAGGCAGUGAAUUACCCUAAACCUUCGGACUGGAGGCAGGCAGCAUGUCUGAUUGGCUAAAUAUUCCCAACUUUAGAUUCCCGUUGCAGCUCAAAGUUUCUGUAACCUUUAGCUUGUAGAACGGGUCUAGCAGUCCAACCCAGUCAUUUAUGCAGAAUCUCAGUUUGUUUUACAGCAGCUACCUUUUGACACCUCAUUAAAAUCCCUUCCAGUGUUAUUUUAAUGUCUGACUAACAGAUUGAAAUAAAUCCUCAGUACACCUGCAGCUGUGUGUGGAGACGGCGCUAGUGAAUGCUGUCUGGAUGUGGUGUUCAUGUGUCCUCUGAGUGAACCCGGACGUCUGUUUCAGAACAGUCAGUAAGUUACAGCCUUUCUUUCAGUCUGGAGUGAUUUUGCUUGUUAUAGAGGGUAACCGCUGUGACUGAAUUAACGGUUUUAUUGCUGAAAAUCACAGGUUUUUAUUUUUACUGCAGGUGAACCGGACAUUUAAAAUCUGUCACAGGGACACAUUUGCUUCAAGUUAAACUGUUUUGGUGUUUCAGAGAUUAAGUGCUGUGAAACAAACAGGAUAAGGUUUGGUUGGGCUGAUGUUUUCUGCCGUUCUGAAGCUUCCUCCCCUCCUGCUGAGAGAGGGAAUCGGAUCCGAAUGUUGUUUGCAAACAUGAACGCAGAUUCCUGCUGUUGAGCUGGAAGUUUUUCAGGCCGAGUGGGACGUCUCCUAGUUUUAUAACGAUAAACUGAAGCAGCAACACCGAGGAGGAGCGACCUGUUCGUUUCCAGAAACCACACAGCUCCUUUCAGAUCUCCAUGGGACCUCCUGGUUAAAUGAAGGAACAAUAAUAAUCAUCUCAUGUGGACCUCCCCAAUAGAGCUAGAGGAGAAAGCCAAGCAAUCAGAUGCAUAGAAGUGAGAUCUUCCAUUGUUCUUCAGAGAAGCACAGAGGCCAGAAACAUCAUUUUCCCAGCGAUUAGUUACAGGUUUGGUCAGGUUUAACGGUUCUGUUGGAAAAUCCCGGUCCACUUCUCAUCUCUCUACAUUUUCCUUGGAAUUCUGGUAGUUUUUCUUUCUAUAGUUGUUUUUAAAUUAAUUUUGAAUUAAAAAACAGGAAGUGAUCGGAGAGAAGGAUAGGGAGAAACAUCUUCAGUCUUCAUCAAAUGAUCUUCUAGACAGAGGAACCUCUACUGGACCUCAGGUUUGACCCAGUCAGCAACAUCUGAUCUCUUCAGGCUUCAGACAGUCACCUUUUUAACCUGGAGCAGCUGAAUUAGAAGUAUUUUUUCCAAUCGGUACGUGGUCCAUUUCUGGUUCGUGUGGUUUUCUUGCACCAGUACAUCAUCAAAGCUCCUUCCUGUAAUCGUUUAAAAUCAGCGGUUUUCCAGACUUUCUCAAGGUCUUUCAGAGGUUUUCUGUGGGCUUCAGUCUGGUACCUGUCCAUGUUCACAGGAAUUGUUUUUUAACAAGUGGUUAUCCCAACCACUGAAGAAUUUCUAGGAAGUCUGGAUCACAGGAACGGACGUGGAAAGAAAUUAAGACUGGAUCAGGAGUGCAGAACCCUGACAUAUGAGUCAGAACAUUGCUCAUCUAUUCCUUUCCUCUCAGCUGAAGAACAGUUGGUCCCAAAAAGAGGAGAACCCGGUGUGUUUAGGCUCAGUCCAUGUGAGUAACUGCAGCUUUUACUGCAUUACAGAGUUUGAUUUUGGACCUGUUCUGCACCCGAGCAGCUCUCUACAGGAGGAAGACGAGUGGCUGAACAUCAGAACCAACUCUGACAGUGCUAAAAACAACCCUAAGAUUAGAAAUCUAACAGUAAUUAUUAAUAUAGAUUUAUCCUCUCAGCCUCCAGAGAACGGUUCCAGUCAGUUUCAAAAUGAAGCAACUAAACAGAGUGUGGGUUCUGGUUCUGGUUCCUGCAGUGGAUCUGAGUGUUAUGUUGCUGCAUGUGAUUGCGGAGCUGCUUGAACCGCUGGUCUUUGUGCCUCGUUUGGUCCCUAACGUUGUUUGCUGACAGUUUUAAAGCACUUUUGAAGCAACCUUUCACGGAGAGCUGAGCUGAUUGUUUAUUGCAGAGUUUAUGGGAUGUGCAGCCAGUAUCUGGAGGUUCUGAUAAAACACUGUUCUUGGUGUGAAUGGAAAUGACAGCAUGACAGAACAGUGAUGCACGUUUAAUUGGACUCCUGCUGCAUGUUGAACUAAAACGCUUCUUUUAUUUCAUUUGUGUAAAGACAAGAAUCUGCACUGAUGACAUGUUUGUUUUUGAUAAUAUUGUUGCUUUAAAUGAAUAAAUUCUUCAUUUUUACACAA